Molecule: messenger RNA, 3116 nt
Organism: Caenorhabditis angaria
Lineage: Eukaryota; Metazoa; Nematoda; Chromadorea; Rhabditida; Rhabditidae
Source: the annotation of a GenBank genome assembly
AUGCCUAGAGAUAGAUUAUUAGAAUUACGGGUUAGUUUUUUUUGCUCAAAAUUUGAGAAGUUUUCCAAAAAAAAAAACUUUAUUUUAGGAAAAAGCGGGUAUCCCAACGAACUCAACAACACCAACACCGUCAAGAAAAUAUUCGGAAAAUCCCAACGAUGCUUCACAACCGCUUAUUGAUCAAGAUGCGGAUUUUGAGAUGGUAAAGUUUUUUUUUUGAAAAAAAAAUUAGGAAAAAUCAAAAAGAUUCGUUUUUAGUUUCUCGAGAGGUGUACAAAUAUACGCAGUGGAUUGACGAGUUUGAACGAGGAUUUUAGCGAAAUUACCAAACUUCACGGAAAACUUUUAUCAACUCCUGGAGCUGAUGCUGGUGAGUUGUUUUGUUAUUUAGAAAUUUGAAUGAAAUAUAAUAUUAAUAUUAUAUGGAGAAACUUGUUUGUCCAAUUCAAAUAAAGAAAGAACUAUGACUCAUAGGAAUUUGGAGAAUUUAAAACAUGAAAACAUCUUACUUUGCAUAGUUUUUUUUUUUGAAAAAAUAUCAACUCGAGUUUUGUUUGAAACCGAAUUGCUCAAAUGACUCAAUGUUUAAAAAUGUUUAGCUAAAUGGGUUCAAAAUAUAUUAUCAAGAAGAUUUCGCGAGUUUCUCUUCUGCAGGAAUUUUUGAAAAUCAAUUACUGAAGAUUGGAACCAGAAAAAAAAGUAUUGAAUUGGAAUAUUGACACAAAAAUCAUUUGCUGAUUAAAUGACAGAAUUUCUGGAAAAAACCAAACAGAAACUAUUGUAUUUUCAUUUCCGAUUUUUCCAGGCCAUGAUUUGUUUUCAAUCAAAAAAUUUUGUUCGGAAAAACAUUAGUUGAAGAAUGUUCAAAAGAAAGUUUUGCAGUUUUGAAACAAUUCUGUAACUAUAAGGUAUGAAACAUCUCAUUCUAUUGUAAAUGAAAAAUCAUUCCUGAAAAUACUGAAAAAAAUGAUGAAUAUAAAAAACUGCUAAAAAUUGAGAACAAAUCUAGAAUCCCAGUUUUUUUCGCAACAAGAGAAAGCUUAUCUAAUUUUUAGAAUAACAAAACGAAUUUUUUUCUUCAAGUUCAAUUAAAAUGUUUAAUGUUCAUAUUCUGAUCUUUUGAUUUGUCUCAAAAUUUUAUCAAAAUGGUCUUUUUUCAUAAACAAAAUACACCUACUCUCCCAUAAACAUAGCCAAUUUUAUAUUGUUAAAGGGUUGGUGCUCCGCCAGGGAAUCUUGCUUGGUUUAGAUAGGAAUAAGGUGCUCCUGGAAGGUUCCAGUUUUAGAAAAAAUUCUAGUAUCAAUUCAGCCCAUGUUUUUCCUCAAAAACACAAGCAAGUUAAAACCUACGAAACAAAACAAGUAAAUGCGCUCUAGCUCACAACUCGUUUUUGAAUUUUCGUUCGUGUGUUUGCACACAACUUUGAAAAUAACACGGUGACGCCUUUUUGCAGACGAUUUUUUCACCAGGAAAACACCAACCCUUUAAAAUCUUAAAAAAUCGUUGGCUUUUUUUCAAACAAAAUCUGGAUUUUUUUCAGAUAAUUCAAAAAGUCUCAAUGCGCGCGUCGAUUUAUUCAUCUCAAAGGCUUCACAAAUUCGAGAUAGUCUCAGAAGUGAGUUUUUGAGAAAACUUUGAAUUCCAAUUUGAAAACUAAUAUAAGUUUUUUCAGUUAUAUCAGAAGAGACGAGAAAUUUGCCCAACAAAUCUUGUGGGAUAGCAAGAGCCAAGUCUGAGCAGGUAUGUAAUUUUUAAAAUCUUUCUACGCUGUGGAAAAUAAAGUUAUUAUCAUUAUUUUAAUUAAUUUUUUAGGUUCGCUCAAUUUACAAAACAUUUGAAACAGUAAUGUUGAAAUUCAACAAAGAGCAAGAAGAAUAUAAGGAUAAAGCAAAAAAGAAAAUUGUGGAUUAUUUGAAAAUCAAAAAUAUGCAAUUAAGCGAUGAAGAAAUUGAAGAUGCAGUUUCAUCGGGUAAUUUAUCCGAACUAACUAAAGGGGUAGGUUUUCAUUAUAAAGAAUUUUGAAAAUUUGAAAUAAUAAUUCAUGAAUUUUCAGGUUAUGUUAGCAUUAAAUGAGAAAAAGGCAUUGUAUGAUGAUGUGAAAUCACGGGCAAAUGAAUUAAAAUUGUUGGAAUCUCAAAUGGCUGAACUUGCUCAAAUGUUUCAUGAUUUACAUAUUCUUGUUGUUAGCCAGGUGAGUAACAUUUAUUUUAGUUUUAGAAAAGUGUAGAUAAUCAUAGAAAAUCAUUUGACAAUUAAAAUGUUGAAAAAUUCAUGAACCUGUGAAACUCAUAAAAUUUUGAAAUACUUCUCUAAAAUUUAUUACGAUUUCAAGAAAGUUUUCAGAAAACGAUUGUUCUUUUCUCAAUAUUUUUGUAGUGUUUGGAAAAUUAACUUAUGUAUACCAUUUUUCUCCAAAGUAUGGAAUUGACAGGAUUAAUCGAUUAGAUCACCAGAGUUCUCAAAAAAAUCAAACAUUGUGUUGUAAAUUAGGAACCAAAAUUUUACAGUUUAUUUCAAGAAGCUUACUGUUAGCUACAAGAUCACAGUCAUUCAAUUUUGUUAAAGAAGGAUCCCAAAUCAACAUUUAUCAAAAAUCUAUUUCUCAAUUCAAAAACUCGCAUUCAAAAUGAUUGCAUUGUUUUGCAAUUUAUUGUUUUUCCGCCGGAAAUUACUAAUCAUUCAUUUUCAAUUUCCUCAUGAAUCAUAUCAGUGUAAUAAAAUUUCAAAAAAUAAAAGAUAGAACUCACCAUAUUUUUUGAUAAACCCGAUUUUCCCAUAGCAUAUCAAUCUAAAAUAAUAAAUUCAACAAUAUGAGGAAUGUAUAAUUUUUAUUGAUCUGUGAGAAAACGACAACGCGACAGGCACUGUGAAAAAUAAGACAAAAAUCAAUAAAUAUUUCCAGGGUGAAAUGAUGGAUCGUAUCGAAAAUAGCGUUCAAAACGCCACAGAAUAUGCUCAAAGAGCACGUGGAAAUGUGGAAGAAGCGCGGCGACUUCAAAAACGUGCAAGAAAAAUGAAAAUCUUCAUCAUUAUUGGCUCAAUCAUAUUGUUUUUCAUAUUAUUAGGCGUAUUCCGUGUAUUAUUCUGCCUUUAUAUACCAAUUUGUUCCAAAUAA